AUGAAGGAAGAGACCACGAAGCGCAAGGCUGAAGACGAGCCAUCGUCCCCGAUCGCGUCGAAACGGGUCAAGCACAAUGAGUCGGCCGAGCCAGAAAAGAAGCCGGCGAUGAAGCCCAUCCCCUUCCCUGAAAAGCCCGCUGUCAUCGAAGAGCGCACCGGCGAGAUCGAGUUCCGGGUAGUCAACAACGACAACGAGCGCGAAUCCCUCAUCAUCCUCACCGGACUCAAAUGCAUCUUUCAGAAGCAGCUCCCCAAGAUGCCAAAAGACUACAUCGCGCGACUUGUCUACGACCGGACCCACCUGUCCAUCGCGAUCGUCAAGAAGCCCCUCGAAGUCGUCGGCGGCAUCACCUACCGCCCCUUCAAGGGCCGCCAGUUCGCCGAAAUCGUCUUCUGUGCCAUCAGUUCCGAUCAGCAGGUCAAGGGAUACGGUGCGCAUCUCAUGUCCCACCUCAAAGACUACGUCAAGGCGACGAGCGAUGUGAUGCACUUCCUCACCUACGCUGAUAACUACGCCAUCGGUUAUUUCAAGAAACAGGGUUUUACCAAGGAGAUCACGCUCGAUAAGAGCGUCUGGAUGGGUUACAUCAAGGAUUACGAGGGCGGUACGAUCAUGCAGUGUUCAAUGCUACCCCGCAUCCGAUAUCUCGAAAUGGGGCGCAUGCUCUUGAAGCAGAAGGAGUGCGUCCAGGCUAAGAUUCGCGCUUACUCAAAAUCACACAUCGUCCACGCUCCCCCGAAAGAAUGGAAGUCUGGCGCGAAACCGAUUGACCCGCUCAGUAUCAACGCCAUCCGCGCAUCAGGCUGGUCCCCCGACAUGGACGAGCUUGCCCGGCAGCCCCGCCAUGGUCCCAACUAUAACCAGCUCCUCCACCUCCUCAAUGACCUGCAGAACCACCAGUCGGCCUGGCCCUUUCUCGUACCCGUCAACAAGGAUGAUGUCGCAGACUACUACGAAGUCAUUAAGGAACCUAUGGACCUCAGCACCAUGGAGACCAAGCUCGAGGCAGAUCAAUAUGCCACACCAGAGGACUUUACCCGCGAUGCCAAGCUUGUCUUCGACAACUGCCGCAAGUACAAUAAUGAGUCUACGCCGUAUGCGAAGAGCGCCAACAAGCUGGAGAAGUACAUGUGGCAACAGAUCAAGGCCAUUCCCGAGUGGUCUCACCUCGAGCCGUAG
Molecule: messenger RNA, 1182 nt
Organism: Colletotrichum orchidophilum
Lineage: Eukaryota; Fungi; Ascomycota; Sordariomycetes; Glomerellales; Glomerellaceae
Exons: 3
Coding region: 1-1182 (393 amino acids)
Biological process (GO): chromatin remodeling; positive regulation of transcription by RNA polymerase II
Cellular component (GO): histone acetyltransferase complex
Molecular function (GO): protein binding; histone H3 acetyltransferase activity
Source: RefSeq, a predicted model, not a curated record